AUGGACAAAGUGGUCAUCAGUCUCCUGCUUCUGGGAACCACAGUUACGAUGGUCCAUGCAUGUCCAAAAUACUGUGUCUGCCAGAACCUCUCAGAGUCUCUAGGGACUCUGUGCCCCUCAAAAGGCCUGCUCUUCGUUCCACCGGACAUCGACCGGCGAACUGUGGAGCUCCGGCUGGGCGGCAACUUCAUCCUCAAGAUCUCCACUUUGGACUUUGCCAACAUGUCAGGCCUGGUGGAUCUAACCUUGUCCCGCAACACCAUCAGCACCAUCCAGCCUUUCUCUUUCAUUGACCUGGAAACCCUGAGAUCCCUGCACCUGGACAGUAACCGGUUGACCGAGCUGGGACCGGAUGACCUUCGAGGGCUGAUCAACCUGCAGCACCUGAUCCUCAACAACAAUCAGCUAAGUCGGAUCUCCAAAGCAGCCUUUGAUGACUUGUUACUGACACUGGAGGAUUUGGAUUUGUCAUAUAAUAACUUGCGCAGUGUGCCUUGGGAAGCCAUCCGCAAGAUGGUCAACCUCCAUCAGAUGAGUCUGGAUCAUAAUCUCAUCUCCUUCAUUUCUGAGGGGACUUUUACAGAUCUGGAUAAACUGGCCCGUUUGGACCUCACCUCCAACCGUCUGCAGAAGCUCCCUCCGGACCCCAUCUUUGCGCGCUCCCAGAGCAGUGUUGUGAUGAGCACUCCUUACGCACCUCCGCUUUCUCUAAGCUUUGGUGGAAACCCAUUGCACUGCAACUGUGAGGUGCUUUGGCUUCGAAGGCUGGAACGUGAGGAUGACAUGGAAACCUGCGCUUCUCCCGCCAGUCUAAAGGGGCGCUAUUUUUGGUCUGUUCGUGAGGAGGAGUUUGUUUGUGAGCCACCUUUGAUCACACAACAUACACACAAGUUGCUCGUUCUGGAAGGCCAAACGGCUAGCUUGCGCUGCAAAGCUGUUGGCGACCCAAUGCCAACUGUGCAUUGGGUUGCUCCUGACGACCGUUUGAUCAGCAACUCCUCUCGAGCAACAGUAUAUGAAAAUGGCACCCUGGACAUAACAAUCACCACAUCCAAGGAUUACGGCACCUUUACUUGCAUAGCUGCUAAUGCUGCUGGGGAAUCUACAGCCACCAUUGAGCUAUCAAUCAUUCAACUCCCCCAUUUGAGUAAUGGUACAAAUCGUACCACGCAGCCCAAGUCUGGGCUAUCGGACAUAACUAGCUCUACCAAGAUCAGUAAAGGGGAGCCUAAACCUCCACCAGAGAAGGUGGUGUCUGUAUCAGAAGUGACCGCCGCCUCUGCUCUGGUCAAGUGGACUGUUAGCAAAUCAACUCCAAAAGUAAAAAUGUUUCAGCUACAGUACAAUUGUUCAGAGGAUGAAGUCCUCAUUUACAGGAUGAUUCCUAUGACUAACAGAGCCUUUGUAGUCACAAAUCUUGUCCCAGGGAUGCAGUAUGACCUGUGCGUCUUGGCCAUCUGGGAUGACACUGCCACCACCCUCACUGCCACCAACAUUGUCGGCUGCGUCCAGUUCAUCACCACGGAGGACUACCCGCAGUGCCAGUCUCUUCACAGUGGAUUCCUGGGGGGCACCAUGAUCCUGGUGAUUGGCGGCAUCAUUGUGGCCACGCUGCUGGUGUUCAUCAUCAUCCUCAUGGUGCGCUAUAAGGUGACCAGUGGUAUCCAGGCUAAUAAAUUACCGACUGUUAGCAACACGUACUCGCAGACCAAUGGGGGAUUGAACAGGUUCAACGGCGCCCCGCCACAGGUCAAGUCUACGGUGGUGGUCAUGCGUGAGGAAAUGGUAGAGUUCAAGUGUGGCUCCCUCCAGAGCAGCCUCUCCUCAUCCUCCUCCUCUUCUAACUCAUUAGACAGCCAAACAGGAAGAGGGGCUGGCGACCGCUACAGCAUGCAGGGCAGUGAAUGCAGCACCCUUCCCAGCAGCAAAUUCAGGAGGCACGGGCACGGCGCCAAAGCACGGCCAAACCUGGACCACCUUUUAGGGGCCUUCACCUCGCUGGAGCUGCGAGGGGUAGCGAGGGACCACCAAGGGACUUCUGGCCCCUCCACCGCUUCCAACGCCAUGAUGACAGUGGCUAUGGCUCCCCCUUCUGAUAAAGAACCCCUGCUGGGAAGGGCCGAGUCCACCACCAUGCUGGGACGUCUCCUAGGGCUGCCCCAGGAGGGUAAGCCCAAGAGAAGCCACUCCUUUGACAUGGGUCACGUGGGGGCCGCACAGUGCCGCAGCAACUACCCUCGAAGGAUCAGUAACAUCUGGACUAAGCGCAGUCUGUCUGUGAACGGCAUGCUGCUGCAGUAUGAUGACAGUGAGGACGAGAAGCCCACUUUUGAGAGCUCGGAGUGGGUGAUGGAGAGCACAGUUUGA
Molecule: messenger RNA, 2367 nt
Organism: Seriola dumerili (greater amberjack)
Lineage: Eukaryota; Metazoa; Chordata; Actinopteri; Carangiformes; Carangidae
Product: leucine-rich repeat and fibronectin type-III domain-containing protein 2-like
Exons: 2
Coding region: 1-2367 (788 amino acids)
Cellular component (GO): postsynaptic density membrane; cell surface
Molecular function (GO): protein binding
Source: RefSeq, a predicted model, not a curated record